Molecule: messenger RNA, 741 nt
Organism: Vicia faba (fava bean)
Lineage: Eukaryota; Viridiplantae; Streptophyta; Magnoliopsida; Fabales; Fabaceae
Source: the annotation of a GenBank genome assembly
AUGGUUAACUUUGACAAGUCGGAAGCCUUCUUUAGUCGAAAUAUGCGGGAAGAAGUCAAACAAAUGAUCCAUAAUAGGAUGGGAGUAAAGACUGUUGUAUCUCAUUCGAGGUAUUUGGGUUUUUCAAUUGUGAUUGGAAGAUCCAAGAAGAAGGUGUUUUCGCUUAUGGUGGAGCGCAUUUGGAAGAAGGUCAAAGGUUGGAAGGAAGGUUUCCUCUCAAGAGCUGGGAAAGAAGUCCUCAUUAAAGCUGUGGCGCAGGUAUUUCCUUCUUACAUUGUGAGCUGUUAUAGAAUUCCAACUGAAGUGUGCAAUGAAAUAGAGAGGAUUCUAGCUAAGUUCUGGUGGGGAGCAAAGGACGGCGAACGGAAGAUCCACUGGUUGAGUUGGGAGAACUUGGCGAAAGCAAAGUGUUUUGGGGGGGUCCCUGUUGGGGAGAGUAGAUAUUUUUCAAACUACAAUAUUCUCGAGGCAAAAGUGGGUUAUGCUCCAAACUACGCUUGGAGAAGUGUGUUUGCUGCUAAGGAGUUGGUGAUGGAAGGGUCUAGAUGGAGAAUUGGCGAUGGAUCGAAGGUUUAUGUGUGGAAGGACAAUUGGAUUCCAAGUAACAGUGGGUUCAAAUGCCUAAGUGAUCCCAAAGAUGCUGACUUGGGGAUGAAAGUUUGUGACCUCAUUAUUCAUGAGUUGGGUUGCUGGAACAGAGAAUUAGUGGAAAACAUCUUCAGGCCGGGGGAGGCAAAAUAA